Messenger RNA from Prunus armeniaca (apricot), 207 nucleotides. The record is from the annotation of a GenBank genome assembly. Lineage: Eukaryota; Viridiplantae; Streptophyta; Magnoliopsida; Rosales; Rosaceae.
AUGCCGGGGUCUCCGCAGGGUUCGUCUCGGGUUCCGGGAAAUUCGGGGCGGGUCCUGUCAGCUUGGUAUCAGAGCUUAGGUUCAAUUUCUUGUGGACUCCGCACCUUGUGUGCAUCUUUAAGUUGUGGGAUCAUGAUGGGUUCCGUCACGAGACGUCAUCAUUUUGACGCGGAGGACUCUUUGACAGGAAUGGAUUUAGGGUAUUGA